GGUGAGCGUUUUCGUAACUUUUGGCCCGUCCUCCAUCCCGUACAUCCUCACUUUUCCUGUUGUCACAAAUGGAUUUAAAUGCUCGUCACUUCGUCACCUCGACCGUUUAAGCAUUUAAAAGUUCUUCACGAUGGGUUGAUCUGGUCCUGCCAGGCGGGUGAAGAUGAACGGAAAGAAGCUGCGCUGUAGGCGCUGCCGCAGGGCCGUCGGAGACGCCACGUGUCUGGCAGCAGACUGCGGUCCGGUCUCCUGCUGUAUUUGGCACAUGGAUGUUGAUAAUCUACCGGAGUGGAUCUGGAUCUCGGUCCAGCAGGCCGUCUGGACGUCCGGGAAGCUGAACUGCUUCCACUGCGGGGCUCGGCUGGGCGGCUACAGCUUCCUGAACCGGUACCGCUGCCCCUGCGGCCGCGAUGCCACCGUCCACUUCAGCCGCAGCCGCGUGGAUCUGGACCAGAAGCCCCGCCUCCUCAUCGUCCCGCGGCGCAGGACGGGCCGUGGGUCGGCGCAGGCCCAGCAGGAGGGGCCCGCUCUGGACCCGGUCUGCGCCGGUGGGACUCCACAGCACGGUGCCGCCGUAGACACGGACGCGCCGCAGCUGGACUCGUCUGUCAGGAGAGCGGCAGAACCUCAGGCUGAGUCGGAUCAUGAGGAUCGGAGCGACGCCGUCCCCUGGGAGUCUGGAGCUCCGGCAGGAUUAGCAUCGUUAGCAUCAUUAGCAUCGUCGUCUGCAGCGCCUCAGGAAACAGAGGAAGCAGAGCGGCAGCAGGAAGCGGUGUCGUCCUCUCAGGGUCCCGUGGUUCUGAGCUCCUUGGCCCGGACCAGACUGAGCAAAACGGACCAGAACCGACUGAAGAGUCGGAGGAGGAAGCAGAGGAGGAGAGAGAGAUGGCUGCAGAGUCAGCUGCAGGAGGAAGAGGAGAAGGAGCCGGCCCAGUCGUCCCCGGCCCGUCCUCCGGCCUGUGAGGACGUGGACCGGGACGGCCUGACCUGCGCCGUGUGCCUGGACGUUUUCUUCCGGCCUCGCAGCUGCCUGCCCUGCGCUCACGUCUUCUGUGAGCCGUGUCUGCGGCGCCUGGCCCGGAACCGCGCCGCCCACACGCCCUGCCCGCUCUGCCGCCGCCUCAUCUCCAACACCGGCUUCCACAGAGAGCUCGACCACCGGGCCAAGACUCUGUUCCCGAAGGUCUGGGCGACGCGCAGGCAGAACUUCCAGAACUCGCUGAGCGCUCGCUGGCCGCUGCCCAGCUCCCGGGAGCAAACACGCUACUUAUGCUGUCAUGGGCGAAGCGCGGAGGCCGUGUGGCGACGCUGGCAUCUAAAUCCACGACCUUUUGACCUCGGCAUGCAGGGCCUUCCUCAGCUGCCCUUCGCCACGCUCAUCGUCCUCUUCGUCAUCUCCUUCGCGCUGCUCCUCUACCUCGCCGGGUUCUUCUUCACGUUAUUCACAUGAGUUUCUGCACAUGGCCAUGUUUUUAAUUUGCACAUAUUUUAACGAACUGGAUCCUGCAGAACCACAGAAAGGUGCUGAACAAAACGGUUCAACUUGUUGUAAAAUAAAUGUCUCCACUUUCCAAGGACUGAGACGGUAAAGGUG
Messenger RNA from Xiphophorus hellerii (green swordtail), 1594 nucleotides. Its product is annotated as E3 ubiquitin-protein ligase RNF180-like. Gene Ontology annotation, molecular function: ubiquitin conjugating enzyme binding; ubiquitin protein ligase activity. The record is from RefSeq and is a predicted model, not a curated record. The transcript is spliced from 8 exons. Gene Ontology annotation, cellular component: endoplasmic reticulum membrane. Lineage: Eukaryota; Metazoa; Chordata; Actinopteri; Cyprinodontiformes; Poeciliidae. Gene Ontology annotation, biological process: serotonin metabolic process; protein polyubiquitination; positive regulation of proteasomal ubiquitin-dependent protein catabolic process. Bases 164 to 1450 code for a protein of 428 amino acids.